Lampris incognitus (smalleye Pacific opah) is the source of this 2175-nucleotide messenger RNA. It is a transcript of the gene cdc7, whose product is annotated as cell division cycle 7 homolog (S. cerevisiae). The transcript has 11 exons. The record is from RefSeq and is a predicted model, not a curated record. Gene Ontology annotation, molecular function: protein serine/threonine kinase activity; ATP binding. Gene Ontology annotation, biological process: mitotic DNA damage checkpoint signaling; protein phosphorylation. Gene Ontology annotation, cellular component: nucleus. Bases 48 to 1934 code for a protein of 628 amino acids. Lineage: Eukaryota; Metazoa; Chordata; Actinopteri; Lampriformes; Lampridae.
AUUUGCUCUCUGCCUAGAUACCACCACCACCACCCCCACUCGUCAAGAUGGAGCUGUUACCUGUCUGCAAUGACGGCAUCAGCACAGAGGGAUGCGUCAACAAAGUGAACAGGGUUCACAGGAGAGGCAAUACGUCAAGGGACGUGGAGAUGAAAAUUGAGUACCUCUAUGAAGCUGUCCCUCAGCUCGCCAAGGUUUUUCGAGUCGUCGACAAAAUAGGAGAAGGUACAUUUAGCGCAGUGUUCCUGGGAGAGGCUCAGAUGCUGGAUGGAAGGAGAGAGAGGUUUGCCCUUAAGCACCUCAUCCCAACCAGCCACCCUGUUCGCAUUGCUGCUGAGCUUCAGUGUCUCACUGUAGCUGGAGGCACUGAGAAUGUCAUUGGUGUAACCUACUGCUUCAGGAAGGAGGAUAAUGUGGUGAUUGUCAUGCCCUAUAUGGAGCAUCAGGCCAUUGUGGACGUUAUUGGGUUGCUCAGCUUUGACGAGGUACGUCAGUACAUCUACCACCUGCUGAAGGCCCUAAAACACAUACACCAGUUUGGCAUCAUCCACAGAGACAUCAAGCCCAACAAUUUUCUUUAUAAUCGUAAGGAUAAAAAAUAUGCCCUGGUGGAUUUUGGCCUGGCUCAGGGUACAGCAGACACAAAGAUUGAGCUACUGAAGGUAGUGAAGCAGAAGGCCUCCCAGAAAGGUGGAGGGUCCACAGGGAAAAGAGACACCAUACUAGGGAAGAAGGCUUCACCUAAACCCCCACCCACCACCUCACUUCCUUUGCACCGACAGCACACUGCAGCCCCACCAUCCUCCUCUUCCACCUCUUCCUCCACUACCACAACCUCCUCAGCCUCAGGGAAACCAACUAAGAGAAGUCCUUCUGUCACUGCCACCAUUCCCACUUCUCGGACCAAAUACACAAAGGAGUUGGCAAAACAAAGCAAAGCCCCACGGCCUGUGUUUGGAGAGAGGAAUCUCAAUAGUGUCACUCAAGCUCCCUCCACCACCAAACCAACUGCUGCCAAGAUGGAAUUAGUGAAGCCAAGUAAAACUAUGGACCCAGCCAAUCGACGGCAUGUCUCAUCGAGUCAGCGUCACCUGUCGGUCAAGACUCAGAGUAACAGUCAGAAACUCCAGAAGACUGCUGCUGUCAACUUGGGCCUCACAUGUGACUGCUUCCUAACCAACCAUGUCUGCAAUGUCUGCAUGUCCAGGAAGCAGCAGGUGGCUCCCAGGGCUGGAACACCAGGUUUCAGAGCACCAGAGGUUCUCCUCAAGUGCCCUGACCAAGGGACAGCUAUAGAUAUGUGGUCAGCCGGAGUGAUCCUGCUCUCUCUGCUCAGUGGUCGCUACCCAUUCUUUAAAGCCAACGAUGACCUGAUUGCUCUCACUCAGAUCAUGACCAUACGAGGCUCCAGAGAGACUAUCCAUGCUGCUAAAGCAUUUGGUAAAGCCGUGGUGUGUAGUAGGGAGCUGCCUCGUCAGGACCUCAGGACCCUGUGUGAGACUCUGAGGGGACACAGGUCAUUACCAGAAGAUGAAGCGACUCCACACUAUCAAACCAAGAGGGAUUCUAUCAUCUCAAGCCAUCACACCAAGAUCCGAGAGGACACGCCCACACAUGGUCAACCUGGAAAGACUUCCCAACAACAUAAUCUGCCCAAUAAUCAACCCCAAGAAGCCCCUGUUCACCUCACUGCCAGGCCCUCUAAAAGCAGUGACACCCAAGGCAGCCAGGGCCAUUCCAGAGACCCCGAGAACCUGUGCAGUGUGGGGCCAGAAACAGACUGCAGGGUCCACGGGGAUGAGAGGGGCUGGGAUAGCGUUCCUGAUGAGGCCUACGACCUGCUGGACAGACUGCUAGACCUGAAUCCUGCCACCAGGAUUACAGCUGCUCAGGCCCUACAGCAUCCACUGUUUAAAGACCUGGUAGACCAGUAACUGACUGAACCAGGGGUUUACUCAGUAACACCAUCAUUGGGUCCCUGGGGCAUUGUUCAUGUUUUACAAGGGAGGAUGCGUGGUUAGUAUGUAAAUGGAAAUUUGACAUGUGGUUAGUACAUAAAUGGAAGUUAUGCUUAAUUUAGUGCCAGUAAAUAAGUUUUAACAGUGGAAGGUAAUGUUUCACCUUCAUCCUUCGUCAAAUUGCAACCCUGCUGUAAGUUUUUUUUUUUUAACUUUA